UGUUACGAACAGAAGGGACAAUCCAUUUGUUUCAGAGAAUGCUUCCACCAAUUGAAUGGAUCAGGAAUAUAUACUAUGUGAUUCUUGCAUUAAUUGGUGUUCCUGUUAAUUUAAUAGCAAUUGUAAUCCUGUCCAUGGGAAAGUGCGGGCUCUCCAAGUGUACGACUUACUACCUGGUGGCUAUGGCAACAGCAGAUCUCCUGACGGUUUUAACUGAAGUGGUCCUCCGGCGAAUAAAUAAUUAUUUUUUCUCCUUAAAUUUCCUGAAACUCACCUCUGUCUGUCGUCCUCUCUAUGUCUUUGUCAGAUCAUCUGUAGACUGUUCCGUCUGGUUCACUGUUGCUUUCACCUUUGAUCGAUUUGUUGCCAUUUGUUGCCAAAAGUUGAAAUCUAAAUAUUGCACCAAGAAAACUGCAGUUGUUGUUCUUGGAACAACUGCGGUUCUGCUCUGUUUGAAAAACAUCCCAACCUACUUUAGAUACAAAAACAGAUGGAUAAUUAACAACGUAGAAUGGCGCUGUUCGAAUAGAAGAAGCUAUUUUACUGACCCGAGGUGGAUUGGAUUUAGAAUGUUUGAAAAGGCUUUGUCGCCAUUGUUACCAUUUGCUUUGAUUAUUUUUCUGAAUGCGCUGACAGUCAAACACAUAUUAGUCGGCAGUCGAGUUCGUAAAUUACUGAAGAGUCAGAGUAAAGGAGAGAAUCACAGUGACCCCGAGAUGGAGAGUAGACGGAAGUCUAUGAUUUUACUCUUCACUGUAUCUAUCAGCUUUAUCCUGCUAUGGUUUGUGUAUAUCUUAUAUUUUUUUAAUAUUGAUGAUCUCUUCGAGGAUCCCAAUGAUAUAUUUGACAACCUAUCUUAUAUGCUGCGGAACUUAAGCUGCUGUACAAACACAUUUAUUUAUAUGGCAGUUCAAUCCAGGUUCAGAGAGCAGUUGAAAAGUGCAGCCAAAUCUCCAGUCAUAGCAGUUGUUAGCUGCAUCAAUAGUCAGAAGUUCUGA
Molecule: messenger RNA, 998 nt
Organism: Stegostoma tigrinum
Lineage: Eukaryota; Metazoa; Chordata; Chondrichthyes; Orectolobiformes; Stegostomatidae
Product: probable G-protein coupled receptor 139
Exons: 2
Coding region: 39-998 (319 amino acids)
Biological process (GO): G protein-coupled receptor signaling pathway
Cellular component (GO): membrane
Molecular function (GO): G protein-coupled receptor activity
Source: RefSeq, a predicted model, not a curated record